AUGAUUGAAUGUGAUCUAAUUUUUAAUUCACAUUCGUCGUGUGAAGCUUCACGGAGGUACCAGGCGGCGCAAUGGCUGCGGCAGAUGGACCAUGGCGCGUGGGAGGUCCUUCCCAAAGAGCCCACGGAGGAGCAAUUCCGUCUUGCCCUCCGCAACGGACUCAUCCUCUGCAACGUCCUCAACAGAGUCAAUCCCGGCGCCGUUCACAAGGUGGUGGAGAACCCAGUGGUGGAUGUGCAGGCUACAGAAGGCGCUGCCCAGUCUGCUAUUCAGUACUUUGAGAAUAUGAGGAAUUUUCUUGUAGCUGUGGGCAACAUGAAGCUCCUCACAUUUGAAGCCUCUGAUGUUGAAAAGGGAGGCUCAUCGGGAAAAGUCGUGGAAUGUAUUUUGUGUUUGAAAGGAUACUAUGAAUGGAAGCAAUCUGGAGGUCGUGGAGUCUGGAGGUAUGGUGGAACAGUGAGAAUCACAUCCUCAGUAAAAGAUUCUCCACCCUCUCUAGUGAGCAGUGAGAGUGUAGAUGAAUCUGUAGAUGAUUCUGAAUCAUCACAAUACGACCAACUAAUGGAAUUCCCCCACUUAUCUGCUGACUCCCUCGAGGAAUCAAGUGCAGCCAAUGUACUCACUUUCAUGUUCGAUUAUUUUAGUCUUGGCCUUUUGCAAUCCUACAUGACCGAAACCAAUAGAUUUGAUGAGAUGCCCAUAAACUCAACGGUCAUUGAUACAGUGCUGAAGAAGGUAGCUAAAGAUUUUUCAGAAUUGUUGGUUUCUCAAGGCCGUCAGCUUGGCUUGUUUCUGAAUCAAGUUCUGGACAAUGGCUGCAGUCCUCAAUCCAAAUCACAGUUUGACGAAGCCAUAUUACAGUAUCUGAGCAAAAGGACGAGUUUAGUAUCACAGGAUAUUGCAAAAUUCUGCAUUUGUGGAGGAGAAGGAGGUAGAACUUGGAAUAGGCAUAACUUCUCUCGUGUUGGUAUAGAACUACUUGAUCUUCAACACCGACAACUAGAGGAUUUAAAAGCUCUUUUUAAUGAGACAAAGGAAGAACUCAACCGUGCUCGGUUAGGAUGGGGAAACGAACUUCACUCCCUUGGACAUCAUGUUAAGGGUCUAGAAGUGGCUGCUUCGUCGUAUCACAAAGUUUUGGAAGAAAACCGUAUUCUCUAUAAUCAAGUUCAAGAUCUAAAAGGGACCAUCCGAGUUUACUGUAGAGUAAGACCGUUCCUCCCAGAUCAAUCUAAUGGACAUUCUACAGUUGAUUAUAUUGGGGAAAACGGAAAUAUCAUGAUUGUGAAUCCCCUAAAGCCCAGCAAAGAAGCAAGAAGGGUUUUCUCAUUCAAUAAGGUGUUUGGGACAAAUGUGACACAACAGGAUAUAUAUGCUGACACUCAACAACUGAUCAGAUCUGUUUUAGAUGGCUAUAAUGUUUGCAUCUUUGCGUAUGGUCAAACUGGCUCCGGGAAGACGUAUACCAUGAGCGGUCCAGAUUUGACAACAGAGGAGACAUGGGGAGUAAAUUAUCGAGCGUUACGUGACCUGUUCCACAUUUCUAAGGCCAGAAUGGACGCUAUAGAAUAUGAAGUUGGUGUUCAAAUGAUUGAGAUAUACAACGAACAAGUUAGAGAUUUACUGCUUAAUGGACUUAAUGUUCCAGAUGCUAGUUUGGUUCCUGUUAAAUGCGCUCAAGAUGUUCUUGAUUUGAUGAAAAUCGGACAAAAGAACCGUGCUGUGGGUGCUACGGCUUUGAACGUUCGGAGCAGCAGAUCUCAUAGUAUUUUGACAGUUCAUGUUCGGGGAAAAGAUCUGGUGUCAGGUUCAAUAUUAAAGGGUUGCCUUCAUUUAGUUGAUCUAGCUGGGAGUGAAAGAGUGGAUAAAUCUGAAGCUGUUGGUGAGAGACUAAAGGAAGCCCAGCAUAUUAAUAAGUCGCUCUCUGCACUUGGUGAUGUUAUUGCUGCACUUGCACAAAAGAGUUCUCAUAUACCUUACAGAAAUAGCAAGCUCACUCAAGUGUUGCAAGAUUCUUUAGCAGGAGGGCAUGCUAAGACGUUGAUGUUUGUUCAUAUAAACCCGGAUGUUAAUGCUCUAGGGGAGACAAUCAGUACCCUGAAAUUUGCCGAAAGAGUUGCCACGAUAGAUCUUGGGGCCGCCCAAUCUAAUAAAGAGACUAAUGAGAUAAAAGACUUUAAAGAAGAGAUCUCAAACUUGAAGCUAUUACUGGAAAAGAAGGAAGUUGAAUUGGAACAGCUAAAAAGUCGCACAAAUAAUCGAGGAGCAGUAUCUCCACUACGGCUAUCUAAAUUUACCAGCAAUGCCAGUUUGAAGCCUGAGUUCAAUCAGCAACAUCUUGGUACUCAAAUUGUGGAGGCGAGAAGCUGUUCCUCUGGCAAACAGAGGCGAUCUCGAUUUCCCUCAAAAUUCACGGACAAAGAUGUCAUACCAAAAAUGCCCCUCCAACCAGAAGACAAAUCAGCAAGCUCCAUAAUGCCUAGAUUUUCAUCUCCCCCAAUCCGGAGAUCAAUAUCAACCGAUAGAGCCGCUACUGUUAAACCUCGAAUAAAGCCCGAUGUUCUCGAGAAUCCGCCAGCCUUGAAAGCUCCAUUUCCUGCUAGCCUCUCGGUAAAUAAACCUGUUGUUAUUGCUAGUGUGCCUCUAGUUGUACCCAUAGCAGUAAAUUUGCGCCCCCCUUAUGAAGGGUCAAAAGAACAACCUUUCACAGAUACCCUUGAAGGAUCCCAGAGGGUCACACUAGGAAAAGCUCAGCCCAAAAGUGAAGAACACAUUAAACAAGCGAUGAAUGUACGGCAUGGUGGCAUCAGGAAAACUAGACAGGAGGGCAAGGUCAAGAUCAAUGCCAAGCAGCAUAUAUCGGCUAAAGCCCAGAAAUCUACUUCUCCUGAAAUACCCCUGCUUUCUGAUGUUUGCGCGGAAAAAUUGCUGGAUGAGACUCAGAAAUAUGAUUUUUCGGGUUUGGAAAGCGGGCCUGGGAAUUUUCAGUUGCCAGCCACUAGGAUGAAGAAGGCUCACAGAAACUUCUCCAGUAACUCCCAAAAUGUAGAACCAAGAGAAGUAAUUCAGCCCGUGGAUCCCUUGUUGGCGGCAUACCAAGACUACAAAACUUCAAAUACAGUAACUCAGAAUGGGAAGGAUAUAGGACGUCCGGCUGUUCCUGAAUGUCGAAGGAGUAGAUCUACUCCUAGAGGAAAAUUUAUGAUGUGA
Messenger RNA from Striga hermonthica, 3210 nucleotides. Lineage: Eukaryota; Viridiplantae; Streptophyta; Magnoliopsida; Lamiales; Orobanchaceae. The record is from the annotation of a GenBank genome assembly.